Molecule: messenger RNA, 22507 nt
Organism: Schistocerca piceifrons (Central American locust)
Lineage: Eukaryota; Metazoa; Arthropoda; Insecta; Orthoptera; Acrididae
Product: microtubule-associated protein futsch-like
Exons: 21
Coding region: 254-21529 (7091 amino acids)
Source: RefSeq, a predicted model, not a curated record
UUUUUGGAUUAUAUGUCUGUUGUAUAUUUAUAUGAAGUGCGCUGUUCAGAUUUGAAUUGUUUAUUGCUUAAAGAGUGCGGUUUCUGUUAGAUAAAUAGUGCUUUAGUGUAACAGCGUAGCAAGGGUGGUACAAGGAAAUAUGUAACCGCUGCAGUUUAAAAACUGACAGUUUCAGAUCGACAGUAGAAAAGCACAGUUCCAGCUGGGGAACCUGCGGAGUCAGUUUCAGCAGGAGGGUGGGGGAGGUGAAGAGAUGGAUCUGGUGACUGGGGAGGGCCAAGAUGCCCUCCCAGUCUUGGAGGGGGAGGUCUCGUCCUCGACGAGCGACGAGAGGGGGGCGGCGGGACCCGACCCCCUGGUGCCACCUCCGGAGGCCGGCGAACAGAUGGUGGUGUCCGAAGCCGGAGUGUUUCCCCAGCAGGGUUUGGAGGAGCAGGAGGUGGAAGAGGAAGUGCUGGAUGGCUCGGUGAUGGGUGACGUCGUAAGCGGGGUGCCGUCGCUGUCGCCGGACACGUCCGAAUCUGCUCUCGAGUUGUUGUGCCAGCCAUUUGAGCCCGGCCAGAGUGGUUUAGGUGAUCUUACGGUGGAGGGCCCUUCAGUGGAAGUAGCGACCGUGGAGGAGCUACUGUCGGAGGACGGCUGCAACAUUGACCCAGUGCUGGUGGGUGAUGGCGCUCUGGAUGAUGAGAGUGUCCUCAUCAGCACCACUGUGGGGGAGGCAGAGCUGGCAAUACUGCAAUGGGGCGAGGGCGACGACCAGGCCUGCGAGGAGGUGGUGGCUACAGCCGGUGCCAUUCCUACCAUUGGCUCAGAUGCACUCCUCUCCGACGACUCUCAGCAGUCACUAUCGAGCCAGCUGCUCGGGCGGGGAGACGAGGAUGGUGAUCCGGCGGUAGUUGCUGCCGGUAUCCGGCAUAUGUCCGGACUUCCACCAGACAGCACUACUGCCCCAGAAGCCAACAACAACACGAUCGAACGUUCACUGUUGGAGAUAUUUGCUACCGAAGAAGUGGUCUCGACAACUGGCAAUGGGAGUGACGAAGGCUCUGCAUCUGGCUCUGUGUCCCCUCUGGUGUCGACGAGCCACCAGCUACCAAUUUCGGGAGGAGUUUCCACCACCACCUUGCGUCCUUCAGCUGCAUCAUCACGGGUUUCAGCAUUGCUGUGUGACCAAUCUGCAAACUCGGGAAUUGUCCAGCGACCACUUAGACAGAGCCAAGAAGUGUACAUAUCAGUUUUGCCAGGACAGUCUGAUAACUCUGUCUCAGGUACGAGAGAUGAGAAUGUUGUGCAGCAAUUGCCAACGUCUGAGACUCGAGAUGGUCAGUGCACCCAGUCAGGGACACGAGACAACGAACUCGGUGCACAGCAGAUUGAAACUGGUGAAUGCAGCCAGUCCGGUAUUGCACAGGGUGCGCCAGGAAGCAGUUCUGCUGAUAGCCUGAAUGCUGUUAGCACACCUUCUGUGAGAAUCUCUGAAUCGGCCCAGGCGGACGAGUGUACACAGUCGAGAGCGAUGGACGCAGAUGCGGCAGUAAACACGAAUGUCGAAGUUCCGCAGGCAGAAGAAUGUACGCAGUCUGGAAUACCGAGAGGAAUGAUGAGGGUCCCCGAAUUGGUUCGAGAAGAGAGUAGUGACACCGGCAGAGCUGGAGACACUCAGGGAGACGAAUGCACUCAGUCUGAGGUGUCCGCCACAGAAUCGAGGAGCAGACACGAUUCCGACGGCUCAUCGGAGCACUAUGGUGGAAGAGAAUCCCACGAAGCGGUCACAGAGAGUAGCGAACACGUAGUACGGAUUGCCGCUGAGCCGAGCGAGCCUUUUGUAAGCAGUGUCAGGAUGCCAGAGGUGCCAGAUGUAUCGAAUACUGUAGCAGAACCCAGUGGAGUCGGCCGGGAUGAGGUGGUGCAGAGUGCGGCGGCAGAAUCGAGCGAAGGAGGAGAGAUCGUGCGGAGGAUGGCCGAACCAAGCAGUGAGACUGAAUUGUUAAGAACAAGGCCCAGUAACCGGCAAGAUAGUGCGAUCUGCAGUGCACUUCAGGAGCAGCCCAGCAGUUCGGGUCGGAGGAGAGAUUUUGUAGAAUCAGUUCAAGAUUACAGCCAAGUUGAGUGCUCUACAGGAAAGAGGCCACGUACUGGAGAAUCGAGCCCAGAUAGUCGUAUUUCACAGAGCUCGUCAUCAGUAGUUAAGAGAGACAAUGUGUCUUCGAGUGGCAACAGACAGUUUACAGGAAGUAAAGGCAGAAGUGGAGAUGUACCGUCUACACCGAGGUCUGGGGUCUCUAGUACGUCUACUACAUCAUCUGGAAGAGGUCAGGGUGGGGCCGGGAUAUCUAGCAGCUCUUCGGCACACAAACUUCCGUCUGGCACCAGAGCUGGCCCUUCGUCUACAGAGGGCGGCACGAGGCACCAUGGUGCUGGGCCUUCUGGCGUACGAGAAACUUCGGAAGCUUAUGCAAAGUUGUCUUCACCUGUUGGAAGUUCAAGAAGCGACAUCAAAGUUCCUGGAGUUUCAGGUAACGUGAGGCACAAAGGGAGUGGCGGAAUAGAUGGAGAGAAUCGAGGAAAUGCUGCAGGGAAGCCACAGGUGGCACAGGGAGCUUCCCAGAGCAGUAGCUCACUCGCUAGGUCACAACCUCAUGUUCAGAGGACAGAAUCUCCUUCAGAACGAGCCACAUUAAAUCCGCAAGCUACAGGCGUACUAAAGCUGCCUUCUAAGAGGCCUCUGACUGUGGAAGAUUCUAGUGGACCAUCAGAAGUGAAGCGGCGCCUGUCCAGUGAAACUGCUGCCGGGCCUACAGUGCCCUUGCUGUCGAUACCACUGCCUCCUGAGCAGGGAACUUUAUCGAAAACUUCACAAAAUGUGCAGUCGGCAGCAAAAGUGGCGGUUGUACCUACAGAUAGAGCUAGGCCUCCAGUGCCCUCACCACGACCUCAGAUUUCAACCAUUCAGCCACCAGUGUCUGCACACAGUAGUACAAUGCCUUCACCGGCACCGAGAUUUUCUGUGAAGGGGCCAGAACUACCCGCUUCGCAUAAACCGAUUUCGUUCACCUUGUCAAAAACUGGUCUGAAGAAAACAGUGGAACACCCAACAGGUGAAAGUGGCAGCUCUGCACAAUCUGCAGCAAGAUUACCUGAGAGAGCAUCCACUUUCCAGAAGAAAAAGGCUGCAGAUCAACCAGAAGAGCCUGAGGCAUUGAAGCCUGGAGCUUCUGACAGAGAUCCCUCAGAGCAGAAUAAAAGAGAAAUAGAACAGACUGAUGAGAAUGAGACCCAUAGGACUGGAGUUUCUGGAAGUAGUGAGCAAACCCCAGAGAAAAAAUUGGAAAAUGUUGUGGAAACAAUUGAAGUAUCUGAAAUUCCUUUGCCUGCUGGCAUUCCAGCACCUCGUGAACUUAAGGUACAAGCUGCUCCACCACCUGCUUCAGAAUCUACUUUUCAUAAUGUCACUGAUGUUGCAAGCGUUCCUCUUCCACCAGAAAAGCCGGUUUCUGGAAAGAAAGAUGUUUCACUGUCACUGGAUCUUGUCCCGUCGCUCGACGUGUCUGUAGAAGAGAUUCCCAUACCAGGAGAAACUGGGGAGGGUACAGAGCCAAGUUCAGCAACUGUAAAACAGGGAGAGAGAUCGCCAACGGGUAGAACCUCACAGGCAGAAAACUCAUCUUCUCAAACAGAAGGGAAGGUACUAUCUCGGCUAUCUAGUCCCUUUGACUUGGCUCCAUAUGACAUUCCGUUGCCACCAGUAGAAAAACACACUUCUCUUUCCUCCUCUCUGGCUAAGCCACAGUUGGGGGAAGCUGGGGCUGAACUCCAGAGUCCAGCAAAACCGUCUACAACACCAGAAUAUAAACAGUCAUCAGAUGAAAAAUUGGAAAGUGUUGCAGAAUCAGAUGAGCCCGGUCCUUCAUCGAACCAGGUAAAAAUGAACAUUUUGCAGUCUGCAGAAACUGAGGUGAAAUCACCAAGUGCAACUAACUUGCAAACUGUAGAUAAAUCUUCAGCUGCAGUUCCAAAAACUAAGGUGGAUAGUAGACACACACCUAGUGAUACAAGCAGCGCAGCUUCAAAAUCGGAUACAACUGCUAGUGUAAUUGAUGGAGAUGGCAAACAGAAUCCAAAUCUCAGCACCGAGGUCUCGCAGCCCUCUGCUCCAUUGACAGAAACUGUUCCUAGUGUUGAGCCCUCACAAGAUGACUUGCAAAAAACCUCUUCGGAACUGCGAUCAUUAAAAUCUGUUUUACCAGAAGUGAAGCCAGUUGCUAAGCUGAGGCCUGUUUCAUCCAACACUCCAGCAGUCGAAGAACCGGGCAUCGGAAUUGACAGUGACAGCAGAGACUCUCCACAAAUAGCAACUCGUGAAACUGCCUCACCACCACCUGCAGCUGACGAGUAUGUCAGUUUAUGUCAAACAGAAAACACUAGCUCUCCCAUAGAGGAAAAGAAGAACAAUAUCCCUUCUGAGGGAGAGAAAUCGGUGGAGGAUAAUGCCGGGAUCCAAAUUGAUACUGAGGCUAAAGAAGUAACUCUCCUUCAAAGCACCACCAAAGCGAGUACUUCUGUCUGUUCCACACAACGGUUAGAAAAUUCAUCUGUUGGUGAACGCCUCCCUGCAGAUCAGAACCUUGCCGAGGACUCCGAGAAGAGAAAGGUGCCAUUUGUAAAGGCCGAUGUCAAUUUAGAGCAGCCCAUUUCAGAUCCUACGCCUGGAGUACUCAAGACUAGGAAAGAUGACUGCCAGACUUCCCCAUUGGCACCUGCCCAUGCCAGUAGUGUGCCAAAAUCAGCUGUUUCCUCAGAAUCAAAAUUAGCCAAUUCAGGUGACAUAGUGAACAGAGAGGUUACACCAAGAAGUGAGUUGCCCAUUGGAGCUCCAGCCAGUCAAGUUGUAUCUCAUCCUCCUUUAGAGGAAACUGCAGUGCAGAAAAGAGAGCCUGCAUCAGAGGAGCCUCAAGCUGAGAAGCAGUUCGAUUCUUCUAUGGCCCCAUCUUCUGAAGGAAGUGAAAGAGAGAGGUUUUCAGACCUAAAAGAUGAGCAAACAGAGGGACCAGACAACACUGUUAAAGAUGACUCGAAAGGUAACACUGUGGAAGUGCAGAUGAUGCCAGAAAAGCCGGAGGAGAGUAUGAAGCUGGUCGCACCUGUCGAAAUGGCUGUGGGGCAGGACUCCCGUCUGGAAAAGAGCUCGAAAGAUUGUACCUCAGGGAAGAGUGUAAAAGUGCAAGAGGAUAAGCAGAAACAAAGUGAAGAUUCAUUAGCUGCAACGUCUGCUCAAAAUGACACUAAUUCUGAAACUGAAUUACAAAGUCAAGCUGAGGUGAAGCCUGCCCCACAGCAGGAGAAUUUGGAAAGCCAGAAGGAAACAUCUGCACAAAGCUCAUUUCAUGAAGCAGUCGGCAAGGGUGCAGUCUCAGCAGCCAGUCAAGAAGUGUCGAAAAAAGCUAUGGUGGAACUGUCUGUGGCAGAGAAGACACUUCAACGCAUGCAGCCUAUUAGGGACAAUUCAGGCCCUGCUGUGAAGGAGACAAAAGUUGAGAUGCCUGCUCCACUGACGUCUUCACCACAGAUGCGAAAACCUGCAAAUGUAGACAUGAAGAGACUUGGCGUCCCGAAGAAAAUGCCGGAAAAUAACUUGGCAGCUGUUGCGGCAGAGAAGAAUUUGGCCUCUAUAACAGAUUUGGGCAAGGGAAGAGGUCAGAAAAUGGACAUGCCAACUUCAGAAAGAAAGCUGAAAUCAGUUCACAUCCGUGGGUCUUCACCUUCUGCUGUACUGAGUGCAGAUGCGAAAACAAAGAUCCAGAAAAUUGGUAUUCAGAGGACUCCAUCUGAUGCCUCAUCUUCAAAAGCAACUGUUGAAACUCCCACAACUUCACAAACGACUACAAAGUUGGAAGUGCAAGGUAAAGCUGAACCCACUACAGCACAGACGACUCCAAAAUUGAAAGUGGUAGGUAGGCCUGAAGUGGUGAAAACCCCUUCUAGCCCUUCUGUACCCAAACGAGCAACAGAUAGUCACAGCAGCUCGUCUGUAACUGUGAAGAAAGAGGUUUCGAGGUCAUCGACAGGAGCUUCGCAGUCGUCAAAAGUAGGGAUGAUGGCUGUCAAGGUUCCUCCAUUUCGAGAACAGAUCAGAAGAACACAAACCGAGCAACAUGUAAAGCAAUCAUCUAGUGGUGUUUUGAAGUUACCUCUUAGUGGUUCACCCUCUAAAACAUCACAGGUUCAGACCUCAUCAAAAGUGCCACCACCUGAGGGUUCGGUACCACCGAGUGGCCAGUUAUCAUUGAGUCCGGCUCCAAGUAGAUUACCACCUGUGCAACCGCAAGGUCUUAAGUCAGCAGUGGAUAAAACUCGACAAACGCCAGUGGUGAAGAAAAUAAGUUUUGGGACUCCACCUUCUUUGGCAGAAAAGAAAAAGUUAACAAAUCUCCCUUUCCAGUCUGUUGGAAACACUAGUGCAGGGGCCUCCUCAGCACUGAAGGGGCUUGUCACUAAACCUGUUGGGGGCAGCGACAAGAGCCAGAAAAUAAAUUUCGGAAAGAAAGAACCCACAGAAGAGAGGACGGAAGUGAGCGGUGAACGUCAGCUGUCUGUAGACAAAAAAAUUGGCACAUAUGUACCGAAAAAAAGUACGCCGUCAUGUGUAUUGGUCCGUAAAAGCCCUUCAGUUCCAGAAAUGAAAGAAAUUGUGCCAGAAAGUUACUCGCCAUUAAAAAAGUCUGUAUCCAUGACUGAUUUCUCGUCCAGUGCAGCACGAGAAGAAAAUCCAGAUGUGCAGAGAUUUGCAGAAGUAGGUGGUGGUGCUAAGAAGCCAUCAAUCCGUAGUUUACACAGUGACACAACAGCUGCCAAGCAGUCAGAUGUGAAAUUCUCAUUUAAGGAGAAACAGGCGUCGCCAUCUAAGGCUGCACCCUCACUCUCGCAGCCGAGUUGUAUUAAAACUGCUGAGAAGCGGAAGAGUGCGGGAGAUGGGGUCAGUGUUCAAGGCAGUGAUAGUGCAAAAGUAGCAAAAGUGGUCUCAACUGUGCCCAAAGCACAAGGUACUGUGAAGGUGCAGAUGUUUGGAAUGAAGCAGAAAACUUUGGAAACCCCUUCAGUGUUAGGUGUCGAAAAAGAGUCGCAGAGUAAGUUCUUGAAGGAAGACUUGAAAGAUUCCUCAGAAAAAUGUGAUACUCAACAGGUAUCUAGUGAAGAAGCUACUGAAACAGCCAGUCUCACCCAAAAACCAGAAACUCUAGUAACAUCACCUGCCAAGGAGCUUAAGACUGGUGUGGAAACAGGAGUCAGCAAGGUUUUUAAAGAAAAAGAUGCACUGGAGGAAAUAGCUAUGGGGGAACAGUUUCUUCCUUCAUCAGUCACUGAAACAAAACCAGCUGAUGUGGACCCUGUGUGUCUGGACAUAUCACAAAAUGUUACAGACAGAAAAGCCACUACCAUUGUAAAACCACAAGUUACUGUAAAAGGAGAGAAACUUUUUGAAAGCUUGUCCAAGGAAAAGAAAAUUGUUACUGCUGAAAUAAGUAGAACAGAGCACCACUCAGUAACUAAGAAAUCUCCGUUCAAAUCACAAGUUGUAGAGCCAUCUGUUACAAAGCUGCUGACAGCUGAUGCAGAAAGGCUUCAAAGUACAUCAGCUGCAAAUACAGGAUCAUUUUUAAAUAAACAGAAGCCCUCUAUUGUUGCACCUAGAGCUCUGAAACAGUUGAUGGAUGCUUAUGGUGAUGAGGAGUCACAGGAUUCUGAAGAGCUUUCUGAAAUAUAUUCAGAGAAAUCAAGCUCUUAUGGCCAAUCAAUUGAAGAAAAGGUCUCUGACAAAAUUUCUCAAGACUUUGCAUACAAGUUGGUUGAGAAAUCUGUCAAAGUAGAUGCAACUUCAUCUCAAAAAAUUCAGAGUGUACAAGGGAGUAAAGGAACAGAAGAGGGCGAAAACAUCUCGACCAGUCCUGGACCUAAGUCCUCCAUUGAUUUACUGGAAGGUAGGGUUAUACAAGGAGCACCAGUUGUCUCCCAAGCAUUACUGCCUUUGGAACAGAAACAAAAAACCGAUGGUGUGCCGAAGGCAAAAAGGCAGCUUCCUGAAAAAGUUGCAGUAAAUAAAUCGGGUACAAUUAGUUCUGUACUCCCAGCUUCAAGUAUCAGUAAAGAGAAGGAUAAAACAUCACAGCAGGAUAAAGUGGAGAUCAGUGAGGUCACUGUAGAUAUAGAUUGCCCGUCCACAAGUUCAUUGGAAGCAUCACCAACUAUUGGUAAAAGGAAACCACCGUCAACUGUAAUUGAGAGUGAAUCAGAUGUUUUGCAGAAAAUGUCAGCAUUUAAUGAGCAGGCAAAUGUCUCUUCUCCAAUAGUUGAAAGUAAGGAACCUAAAAAAACAAAACUUUCAGUGGCAGGUGCAAAAGAAACUGAUGAAGCUGUGUCAAAAAAAACACAAAAUAUACAACCCUCUGCAAUGGAUAAUACAGACAUUAUGUUGACAGAACCCUCAAAGACAGACAUUUCUAAAUCAGCUGAUAAAAUGCAACCAGAGUUGAUUGACAGCAAGGGACAGGAAGACAAAACGAAGUCAAGUGUGGUGGUGUUUGAAGACAUAUCUCCAUUAGUUGAAGAAUUGGUUAAAAAGGCUGUAGCUGAAAAGAAGGAUCCUGAAUCAAAUUUAAAAAUUAUCUCAGAAACUCUUGGAGAUAAGAAAGAGCACGCUGUAGUAAAAGAAAAGAAUACUGAGGGUUCUGAUGCUCCUUCUGAUAAUAGAAAAGUGCCAGAGACAGUAAAGGUGACAUCAAAGGAGAAAUCAGAAAAGGGUCCGAAAGAAAACAAGGAGAAAACUCCAAUGCCACAGAAUGACAAUGAAACAGGAACUUCACCAUCUGAGGCAGAUGUUAAAUCAAAGACUUCAGAGCAAUCUAGUAAAUGUGACACAAAAGUAAGUGAAGCUGAAACAGUGAGUGCAGGAGCGGGUCAACCUAAGGAGAUAGUUCCAGAACCAACUCGAGAAUCAUCUGAAGAAACAGACUGCAGGAAAAGUACUUCAGUGGUGACAUCUGUCAAACAAAAAUGUGAAACUUCAGCAUCAGUACCUGAACGUAAAUGUUCCACAGAUGGACCAAAGGCACCUCCAAGGCGCACUGAACCAAAGGCUAGCACGAUACAUGCAGAACAAUGUUUCCCUCAGAUAAUGGAACAGAAAACUGAGCCUUUGAAAAGAAAGCAAACAGUUGUUGAGAAGCUGCAGAAAGCUGCUGUUGUGGAAGCAAAAGGCGCAAUAAAACGACCUGAAAUGAGGCUCAGUGUUCAGUCUGUGAAGGAGGAAACUGAAAUUAAUUCCAGAGCCAGGAAGGAAAUGCUGAGCACACUAGUGCAAGCUAAUGAAUCACAUAAAAGUCCUCCAGAAACAGAGAAUGUGCAAAUGAAAGAAGAAACUAGAGAGCCAUUGCCAGCAACAGAAGCAAAGGACACUGUUAUCAAAGCUGAAAUGAAACAUAGUGCUCAUCCUACAGGUAGAAAGCUGACUCUUCCACUGGAAGAAACAGAAAGUCAUUCUGCAGAUGCUAAAGAAAAACUGAGUACUCUGUCUCCAACAGGUAAAGUGGAGAGAAUUCCAUCAGGGCCUGCUGAUAGAGAAGCUAAAGCUAAUCUAAAACCAUUGCCACCAAAAACUGAAUCGCUUGCUCCUGAAGCUGAAUUAAAAUCAGUUGAACAAUCACAAGAAGAGAAGUGGCCAGCAUCCCCAACCAAAGUUGAAAUUAGGUCUGCUAUCACCAUGGAAAAAUUGAGAGUGUUACCAGCCCAAACUAUUGAAAAAAUUCCACAAAAGAGUAUGGAUGUGAGAAUGGAAGCAAUUCAGAAUGCAACUAAAGAAAAAAUAUUUGGGUCUGAAUUAAAAACUGAUGCUGUGCCUGUGGAGCAAAAGAGGGCAAUGGUGGCACGGAAAAGUGAAAUUAGUCAUUUCGUUGCCAAAGAAAAUGUUAGCACCUUACCAGCGAUAGAUGCAACAGAAAAAAAAUUGCCAAAAAUCUCUGGCACUAAAGUAAUUGAAGGGAAGCAAAAACCAAUUUACACAGAGGUAAAAUCAACUGUACCUAAACUUGAAUUGAAACCAAAAGGGCAUCAUGAAAAGAUUCAGAUGCCUCAGUCAUCAAAACCAGGCGUUCUUAAGUCUGGAUCAGUGAAGGAAAAUCCUAUAACAAUAUCACAUGCAAGCAAAAUGGGGAAAAUUUCAUCUGAAAGUUCUGAUACUGAAAUGGCCAAAGAAAAACAGACAUCUGUUCCAAAACAGGUUAAAGCAUCAGUGCCCAGUUCUGAAUUAAAAUCUGCUGCACUGCACAAAAAAGAAGAGGUGGAAUCUUCCUCCAAAAAGAAAACAGAAACUAAGUCUGAUACUGUUGAGGAGAAAGCAAGUCUGUCAUUGAUGAAAGCUCUCAGCACAGAUUCUGUAGACAGAGUUGAAAACAACUCAGUUAUACAAACCACAGAAGUUUCUGAGAAGCUUGAUAAUGUUUCUCUAACAGUAAGACCACCCGUUUUGUCACCAUCAGAACAGAGAAAACCACAAACUGGUGAAAAAGAAAUAAUUAAACAGAAGAAUGGCUCAAAGGAGCAAAGGGAGAAAGAAGACAAGACUGAGAGUCAAAUACCAGCUGCCAUUAAAGAAGAUUCUUUGAGUGUAACUGUAGGCUCAAAAGAUCCAGAGUUAAUUUCUUCUCUGACAAAUCUGAAUGUUACCUCUACAAGCAAAAUAGAUAAUAAGGGGAUGCCUUUGGUUAAGGACGGGGGUAGUUCAGAAAUAAGUACAUCAGAAACUCUUGUUGUCUGUUCAGAGGACGUUUCACAUAAAGUCAUGCCGGAGGUGUCUGCUAAGAAAAUUGAAACAGAGCAAGGUGCUAGUAUGAAAGAACGGCAAAUAACAGGGUCUUCAGUGUCAAGCUGGAAACCAGUUGCUUCAAAAGGGGUUUCUGAUCUUCAUGAGUUAACUGAGACAGAAAGAGUGGAGAAGCUUCUGCCCAAAACAGAGGAAGAAAAGUUAGUUCCAGAUAGUGUGAGGGGUGAAGCAACAAAGCCUGCAACAAAUCUUGCAGCUCUCAAGGGAAAGCCACAAACUUCCAAAGAAACAGAAACAAUAACUGAAUAUGCUCAAGCGACCAACACGACAGCUGUUGAGGACAGAAUGAAGACCAAACCUGAAGACAUUUGUGGUGGUCAAGAGAAAUCGGUGAAAAUGUCAGAGGAUGUAACUGCCGUGUUGUCUUCAAAGGAGUCUUUGAAUAAAGAAAGAUUGAAGGAUGCUGCAGAGAAACUUAAAGUUGAAACUAAAUUAGAGGAAAAGAAAGGUGAAAGAAGUAAAAUAGAAGAGACGGUGUUGAAAACAAAGGAAGAUGACAAUGUCUCAAAGUCUGAUGAGAAAUCUGCUGAAGCAAAGUAUGAUGACAAAGGAGAUUUUAAGUUAAGAUAUGCUGAGGUUAAACAUUCAGCAUCUGGCCCACUUAUGGUAAAUACAGACGUCUGUGUUACUAAAGAUAAGAAACAGACCACAAAUGAGACAGAGACGAUAACCAUCACAAAGAAUGAAAAAGCAGAUGUAGUGAAAGGUAAGCCUAGUGUGUUGAAGGUAUUUGCAGGGAAAAAGUUUCUACAGGAAAGUGUUGUGACUGAAAAAAGUGAUGAAAAAGAAGAUACUGAUUCUCAUGAAACAAGUGAUGACUUGAAAUUUGUUGACAAACAUGAGGAAGUCACCACAGGUGAUGAAAAGGCUUUAGAAGUGUUAAAACCUUCGCCUGAAGCUUCUGUUGUAGUUGAGAAAGCUGAGGGUAAGCGUUUUCUGUUGGACAAUGUGCCCAAAGUUGAUACUGAAGAGAAACUGAAGCACUCUGAAAAAACCCUAAAGAAGGUUGUAAGCUUAGAGGAGGCUCUGCCAUCAGAUGAAGGUCAAGAAAAGAAAACAGAUUCACACAUGAAGGAUUCCAAGUUGGUGGGUGAAGAGAAAUUGACAGAUACUUCAAUUUUGAAGGAUACAGAGAGCACUGGUAAGCAAGUUGACACAGCAGUAACAAAGUCUGAUUCAUCACUUGAACACAGUGGAAGCAAAGCAGAUAAGUCUGGGAAGAAGUCAGUCAAUGAGAAGGAAAUUGCUCGAGAAGAAUCACUCGAUCGAGCACAGUUGGCCAAAAAUAAAAAAGGCUUUGUACAAACUAAAGAGCCUGUGAGUAGGAAACAGGAAGAGGAUAAAUUGAGGAAGAAACCAGCUGAUGAGAAGGAAGAUGCUCAACAACUUGGACCUCAUCGUACUGCUGAAAAUAAACAGAAAGAGGAUAAAUUAGCAAAGAAAUUGAUAGACCAGAAGGAAUAUUCUCAGGAACUCAGACCGGAACAAGCCACUGAAAAUAAACAGGAAGAGGAUAAGCCAGAAAAGAAACCAGUCGACAAGAAAAAAGGUGACCAAGAACUCACGCCAGAUCGCACCACUGAAAAUAAACAGGAAGAGAAAGACAAAUUGGGAAAGAAACUAGUUGACAAGAAGGAAAUUAAUCAAGAACUCAAAGAUCAGGCUAUUGAAAAUAAACAGGAAGAGGAUAAGCCAGCAAAGAAGCCAGCUGACAAGAAAAAAGGUGACAAAGAAGUCAGACCAGAUCAGAUCAGUGAUGACAAACAGGAAGAGGGGGGCAAAUCGAUAAAGAAACCAGUCAGCAAGGAGGAAGUUAGUCAAAGACCAGUUCAGGCUACUGAAGAUAAACAGCAAGGUGACAGGUCAGUAAAGAAACCGGCUGACAAGAAAAAAGGCGACCAAGAGAUCAGACCUGGUCAAGCCACUGAAAAUAAACAGGAAGAGGAGGACAAAUUGGAAAAGAAACCGGUUGACAAGAGGGAAUUUAGUCAAGAACUCGGAGAAGAUCAGGCUACUGGAACAAAAAGGCUAGAGGGUAAGUCAGGAAAGAAACCAGCUGACAACAAGAAAGGCAACCAAGAACUCAGGGUAGAUUAUAUCCCUGAAAAUAAACAUGAAGGGAAGGACAAAUCUACAAAGAAACCAAUUGACAAGGAGGAAGUCAUUCAAGAACUCGGAGAAAAUCACACUACUGAAAGUGAACAAAAAGUGAAUACGUCAGUAAAGAAACCAGUUGACGAGAAAAAAGGUGAACAAGAUCUCAGACCAGAUCAGAUCACUGAAAAUAAACAGGAAGAGGAGGACAAAUCGAUAAAGAAACCAGUUGACAAGGAGGAAAUUAGUCAUGAACUCGAACAAGAUCAGGCAACUGAAAAUAGGCAGCAAGUGGGUGAGUCAGUGAAGAAACCAGUUGAUAAGAAAAAAUGUGGCCAAGAACUCGGAGUUGAUCACACCACUGGAAGUAAACAGGAAGAGGAGGACAAAUUGGGAAAGAAAACAGUUGACAAGAAGGAAAUUAGUCAAGAACUCGGACAAAAUCAGACAAAUGAAAAUAAACAGCAAGAGGGUAAGUCAGUAAAGAAACCAGUUGACAAGGAAAAAAGUGAUCAGGAACUCAGACCAGAUCAGAUCAGUGAAAAUAAACGGGAAGAGGCGGCCAAGUCAAUAGAGAGACCCCUUGAUGAGGAAGAAGGUAGUGAAGCACUCAGACCAGAUCAGGUUACUGAAAAUAAACAAGUAGUAGUUAAGUCAGUAAAGGAACCAGUUGAUAAGAAGCAAGGUGACCGAGAAUUCAGACCAGAUGAGAUUACUGAAAAUAAAAUAGAAGAGCAGAAGUCAGGAAAGGAACCAACUUACAAGAACAAAGGUGACCAGAAACUCAGAUCAGAUCAUACUACUGAAAAUAAACAGGAGGAAGAGGAGAAAUCGAGAAAGAAAUCAGUCGACAAGGAGGAAGAUAGUCAAGAAGCCAGACCUGAUCAGGCUGCUGUGAAUAAACCGCAAGAGGAAAAGUCAGUAAAAAAACCAGUAGACAAGAAAAAAGGUGACCGAGAACUCAGACCAGGUCAGACCACCGAAAACAAACAGGAUGAGCAGGAAAAAUUGAGAAAGAGACCAAUUCACAAGGCGGAAUUUAGUCAAGAGCUCAGUCAAAGUGAUGCUAUUGAAAAUAGACUGGAAGAGAAUAAAAAAGUAAAGAAACAGCUUGGCAGGAAAAAAGGUGAACAGGAGCUUGGACCAGAUCAGACCACAGAAAAGAAGCGAGAAGAGGAGAACAAAUCGGGAAAGAAACCAGUUGAAAAGAAGGAAGGUAGUCAAGAAUUCAGACAAUAUCAGGCUACUGAAAAUAAACAGGAAGAAGCAAAGUCAGUAAAAAAACCACUUGACAGGAAAAAAGGUGACCAAGAAAUUGGACCACAUCAAGCUACUGAAAAUAAACAAGAGGAGGAAGAGAAAAUGAAAAAGAAAGCAGUUGACAAGAAGGAAGUUAGUCAAGAAUUAAGACGAGAUCAGGCUACUGAAAAUGAACAUGAGGAGAACAAGUCACCUAAGAAACCACUUGAAGGGAAAAGAGGUGACCGUAAACUCAGACCAGAUCAGACCACUGAAUACGUACAGGAAGAGGCCAACGAAUCAGGAAAGAAACUGGUUGACAAGAAGGAAAUUAGUCAAGAACUCGAACAAGAUCAGGCUACUGAAAAGAGACAGAAAGAGGAUAAGUCAGGAAAGAAACGAGUUGACAAGAAAAAUGAUGACCAAGAACUAAUACCAGAUGAGAGCAAUGAGAAUAAACAGGAAGAGGAGGACAAAUUAAUAAAGAAAUCAGUUGACAAAAAGAAAGUUGGUCAAAAACUCAGACGGGAUCAGGUUACUGAAAACAAACAGGAAGAAGAUAUGUCAGGAAAGAAACCAAUUGACAAGAAGGAAAAUGCCCGAGACUUUGUAUUAGAUAAGGCUGCUGAAAAUAAAAAAGCUGCUGCAGACAGUCAUGCAUCUCUGAGUAGUCAAAAAGAAGGGGAGGGUAAGUCAGCGAAAAAACCUCAUGACAAGGAAGAAAUUGCUCGAGAACUUGAACCAGCUCAGUCUGUCAAAAUUAAAAAAUCCACUGGAGAUAUUGAUGUAUCUUUGGAUAGUUCACAGGAAGUGGGGACACCUGCGAUUUCUCUCAGCAAAACUGAAUCUCACGAUGCGAAAAGUAAGUCCGUGAAAACAAUUCCUGCAAAAGAUGUGGAAAUCAAAGAGCAGGGAAAGGAACUUAUUAUUGAGACAGACAAACAGGAUGCUGCUGUGGAAUCUGAUGGCAAUAUCUCCACUUCUGUUUCAAAGGUCAGUGUUCCAGAAGUCCAGGCACUUGAAAAAUCUGAAACUGGGCGGAGCCCUUCACCGACAAAAUCAUCUCUAAAACGUAGAAGAGAUAGAUCUCACAGUGAACCGAUAGACAAGGAUAGUAAAGGUGAUGAUGAGAAGCCAAGUGCAAAACUGUUGAAGACAGACAGUUCAGCAUCACAAGAGAAAAUAAUCUUGAGAGUGAGAACGCAAAGUCUCUCUUCUGACGGAGACAGCAGAAAAUCACCCAUGGACCCAGCCACAUAUUCUCCAAAAUCUGCAGCAAGUACAGGGAACAAAAGUGCCGAAGAACCUACAGUUCCGAAGCUGACAAUAAAAAUACCGAAAGCCGACGAUACUGUGGCAAGUCUGAAAACGGAGAAGUCCGAAAGGAGCAGUCCGAAACAUCAAAAACAGGUGGAUCUGGAAACUGUUCAUAGUGAGCUAUCUGCUGAAGAAAGUAAGAGAGGGAAAGUAGCGUUAAAGAUAAGUAUACCAGCAGAAAAACCAUCUGAAGAAUGCAGGCAGUCACCAAAAUUAGAGAAACUAACCAUUAAGAUACCUAAGCAAGGAGAAGGAAAACAUUCUGAACCGUAUAUUGACUCACCCAGGUCAAGAGAGGAAGGGAGGGUGGAAAAAUUGACACUGAAAAAGGUGAAAGGUCACUUUUCACCUGUUACAAAAGAUGAUAGUCUGCAAGGAGAAUCUAAAACUGAAAAAUUUCACAAAAAAGUGCCAAAAAGUGAUGGGGCCAGUGUAUCAUUUGCAGAGGAAGAGAAUAAGGAAGUGGGAACUAAUGAUGGCGGACUGCUGCUACAAAUUGCGAAAGUAGCAGAUGUAAAGCAGAUGAGUAGUAAUCUUCCAGAAGCAUCAGUUGAGGGAGAACCGAAGGUGGAAAAGUUAACACCGAAAGUAACGACUGAGGCAAAAAUGUUGGAAGCUACCAGUACUGAUGCUACUGCAAAAGAAAUAGUUAAAACAGAAAAAGUAAUUACAAAACCCUUGAAGUCAGCUGAUAGCAUAGCAAUUGAAGCAACAGCAGAAACUGAAGAACCCCAAGUAGACAAAUCCUCAUCAAAAACAAGAAAAGCAGCACAAGCAUGUCCCACAGUUUUGGCAACAGAGACAAAAGACGAUGAAAUUGCAAUAGAAAAACCCUCGCAAAAAAUGUUGAAACAGAGAGAAACCUCUGCAUCUCCUGCAGCAGAAAUUGAAGAAGGAAGGAAAAUGGAGAAAUUGACUCUGAAGUUUUCUAAAGACUUGGAAAGCAAGAGCAGCUUUAGAGUUUCCUCUCCUGUUCCAAAGGAAGAUGGAGGGAAAAUUGAGAAACUCUCACCAAAAGUGACAAGAGCAUCAGAGACAAGUGCGACUUCUAGUGCUCAGAAGCGGCAUGAGACUGAAGUGCAGCACGGAAAUUCUGAUAAGAAUAAGCGUCCAAAAUUACAGACGCACAGUGAAGCUACAAUGGUUAAAGACUCUGAAAGACAAGAAGAAAUGCAUGUUGAGAAUUUACCAUUAAAAGGUAGAGGAGCCUCUGGGACAAGUACUGUCAAAGGCAAACACCCACUGGUGCAAAAGGACUCUCCUAAGAAGGAAAAUGUCACUGCUCGUCCGGCAUCGCCACAUAAGGUGAAGGACAAACAUAGAAAAUUGAGUACAGAAGCUGAAACUACUGGAGAUGACAAAGGAAUGAAGUUGGUGUCGGCUGCUGUAAAAAUAGAGGAAUCAGUUACAGAAAUUUCUGUGGCAACUUCAUCUUCCAAAGAAUAUGAAGAACGUGAAGAAACUUCAGAAAAGCUGCCUACAAAUUUGGAAGCACCAGUUGAAGAAAGUGGAAAGCACGAGGUCUCAUCAUUCGAGGAAAUUGGAGGAGGAAAUCGAGAGGACACGAGGGAGCCAGAUCUUUUGACACUGAUUUCUAAACAAGAAUCUGAACAUACCCUAAUGUCACAGUUACCGGUGAUAAUAGAUGUCAGAAGUGAACAGGAAACGGGAUCACUGUCAUCUGUCGAUGACGUGCAAAGUAUUGGAAGACUCUCAGAUUCACAAGAUUUUGAUGUCAUAGAAUCUGAAGAAGUCGUACGAGGCACAAACAAACAGAAGGGAACAGAAGUUUCAGAAACAAAAGAGCGCCAGGGCUCCAGAGCCGGCGUAAGUGACAGCCAUGUACACGAAUCGUCAGCCCGCAAGAGAAGUGUGUCACCUCUGCAGUCUAUCCUCAAAGAAGCACUUGCAAGAGAACAACCUGUUACAUCGGUAGCUCAUUCUGAACGAUCUAAAGCUUCCCUUGUGAAGGGUGAAAAAGUAAGUACUUCUUCCUCAGAAAGAAAAGUGGCAAAGGAACAGGUUCCAGCUAAAGGGGCAAAGAUGGCAGGAGAAGUCAGUAAAUCGGUGCAUGUCAGCAGUGCAGCUAGCCGUGAAAUAAAGAGUGGUGAUGGCACACAAUCUAAACUGGAAAUUUUCGAAGUUAAGAGUGGAGCGCUCCAUAGUCGAGAUAGGGUAGCUGCCAGACAGAAACGGGCAAGCUCAGGUGAGCAGAUACUAGAGCGGGAAGUGAGAGUGCAAAAGCUUAACCCGAAGCAAAAAGCUCUUCUGUCUCCAAAGCAGAAGCAGAGUGCUUCAGCAAUGGAACUCGGUGACUCUACAUCCUCGAGAGCUGAACACUCCAGCAAUCUUGAGAAAAUGGCACCAAGACUGCCGACGGCGGAUAUACCCAAGUUGCUGAAGAUACCAGGAAGACAGAAGAGACUCACCGGUUCUUUGUUGUCAUCACCACCGCCAGCAAACCAGAAUCAGCAAUCUACUGUGAAAGUGAUAGAACUGGGUGAUAUCGAUGACAGUGAGUCACCAUCGACCAGGAAAAAGAGAGAGUCUGAUCUGGAGAGUAUAGAAACCGCACGCACAACCACUCCUAUAGCCAGGAAGCUCUCGCGCUCGUCUAGGUCCUCUGUCGAAUCUGUUGAAGACACCUCUCCUAGUAAGAAGUUGCGCCUGGAAACAGAAGCAGGCUCACCGCCUCCCGCCAGCUCAGCUCCCCACAAACGACAGUCCCUGUCGCCGGCAGCAGCACAUGUGCCUGUGAAGAGGCAGCGGGGAUCCUCCGGACCUUCUGGCGACACUCCAGACGAGCCCCUGGAAGUGGUCCCUCCUGCUGCAGGUGUGGAACGCCUCCGUGCUGUACUGGGUCCUGACAUGUCUAUCAGUCUGGCGGGCCAUAGGACACCCACGCACGACGAGUCCUCCGGUGCUUCGUCUGAGGAUGUACAGAUAAUAGAGGUGGUGGAAAGGCAGCCGCUCAAACCACCCCAACCGCCCCCAGUUGAUGCCUUUGAUGACAAUAGCUCACAGGAUGUGAUCAUUGUCGAAGAGGUGGGCACACCAAUGCCACCAGCUCGUAUGCCAGAAAUGCCGACACGUGGUGGUAAGAGAAUGAGAGGCCGACCUCGGCGAAUGAGUGUGCAGCCCACGAGCCCUGUCUCGCGCCACCACGAGGAGCCGGUGCUGCCACCUGCCCAGCAAGUCCCAGAUCCCGGCUUGACGGCCUCCGGAAGGCCAAAAAGGUCGUGCCGUGGCCGUGAGCUUCCUUUCGUCGAAAAGAAGAAGACCCGUGCUAGAGGUGGCGGUCGCAGACGCAGAGGUGACACACUCACAGAUCAUCGUCCAGGUGGUCUGUCUGAGUUUGCACGCAGCUUCUCUGGGUCUCUCUCUCCAACCAGCAUCUCUGGUGCUAUUCCACACGAAAUGUUACCACAGCCGGCGAAGAAGAGCUUCACGUUGGGUGACAAGUCUCCUUCCGGGCUAUCCAGGUCGGGUGCUAUUCCACAAGAAACGUUGCCGGAGCCGGUGAAGAAGAGCUUUGCAUUAGGCGAGAAGUCUCCUCCCACACUACCCAGGUCCAGUGCUAUUGCACGUGAAGCGUUACCAGAGCCGGGGAAGAAGAGCUUUGCAUUGGGCGAGAAGUCACCUCCUGCGCUACUCAGGUCGCCUCCUGGCCUGCAGUCUCCUCCGAGGGUGAAGUCCCCUGAACCCAAGUCACCCCCAUCGAAGCACCAGAAGGCAGGGCCAGGAAAGAAGUCCGCCGCCACUGCUAGGCGAGCGUCACUGGUGGCUGCAGAAAAGGAGCCACUACCAGCAGAUUCCAAGGCAGUCACUGAAACGACUCGAAGAAGGUCAACAGAGACGAGGGAAAUGCAGCCUGCGGACAGAGAGCCGACUGCAGCAACUCCAGAUGUGAUCGUCGAACCUCGCACCCCUGAGCCUACUGUUGAACCUACGGCAACUGCACAGAGUGUAUCUCUUGUACCAUCAGGACCACCAUCACCGAUGCAGGCUCCACCAAUGGCAAGCGAGCCUCCAUCACCGUGUCCUGCUCCGAGUACAGUGCAGGUGUUCGAAGAAGAGACGCGCAUGAGUGCCGAGGGUGCAGUAGUUGGGAGAAUGGCAGAGCCUGAGAGUGCAGAAGGCAGUCGGGCUCAGUCUCCGGUGCAGAUCCCUGACAAGAUCCCUGUGGCCAAGACACCAGGUGCCGAAGGAGUUGGUGAAGAAUCUCAGGGCAGUGUGAUCAGCACAGCGACAACUGAAAGUGUGAAAAAGAAGAAUCGUAUGGAGGUGUGUGACGCAGAAAUCAAGGUGUUCACAGUGGAUCAGAUAGCGGAGUACCAGUGGCCAGAAAAGUCUGGCGAUCACUUGAUGAUUCAAGAGCAAAUCUCCGAGUACCUCGGUAUAAAGUCAUUCAAGCGAAAAUAUCCUGACCUUCAGCGACGUCCCAUAGAUGCCGAAGAGAAGACCUACCUUCGUGACAAAGGGCUUGUCUCCGAAAACAUGUGUGACAUGGGUCUAACUGCAGUACUCUCGUCAGAAGUGUUGGAUAUCAUGUACACAGAUUUCCAGGACAAGUACGAAGAGUAUCGCCGAUAUCUUCGCGAUCGCCAGGCAAAGGAACUUAGCUCUAGGCAGAAAGCAAUGUCCUCUCUUGUAGGUACCGGGAAUCGGCAGCAGGACACCAAGGAGAAAGCUGUCCAGUCUGCAGCUGAAUGGAAUGCCACAUUCAAUCGUGGUCGCCGCGACCAGCGCCGUUGCUGCUUUGAUCUGCAGACGUUCACCAUCCACUACCCGCAUAAUCGUGCAGUGAAAAUGGUUCCGAAAGAUGUUCCCAAAAUUGGAUAUUACCCAGUUGCGCUCAUUCCUGGACAGUAUACUGAUUAUUAUAAGAGCUAUACACCUGCGGAGCUCCGCUACUUCCCUCUCAACACGGUGCUGUACGGUCCGCUGAAGCCCAACGAACGACACCAGGAGCCUCUGCCAGGCUCUGGCGGUGGCGGCUCAGAUGGGAGCCAGUCCGAUUCCGACGAUUCCAGCUCCUCUUCAGAUUCGAGUAGCAGCUCUUCGAGUGACGGGAGCCAGGAUUCGGACGACAGUGGAUCUGAAGCUGGUGAUGUGGUAGACCGAACGGACGAUAAGAAGCCUGCGGUGUCGGACGAUAAUGCAGGCGGCGGCACGCCUACAGUCAACGGGACCGUCAUCAAGGUCGAAGAUGCGGCAGAGCUGAGGGACGCGACUGCCCGGUGCAAAGUGUGUGGCGGCGACCGCAACCGCAAUAUCAAGACGGGCCGGCCGGAGCCUCUGGUCCACUGUGCGAGCUGCACACAGAGCGGUCACACGACCUGCCUCAACCUCACCGUGGACAUGGUGCCUCACAUUCGUCGCUACGACUGGCAGUGCACCGACUGCAAGAUAUGCAUCCAGUGCAAGGACCCUGCCGAUGAGGAUAAGAUGCUCUUCUGUGACAUGUGCGACCGUGGGUAUCACAUUUACUGUGUGGGGCUACGGCGUGUGCCGAGUGGACGCUGGCAUUGCAAGGAGUGCUCCAUCUGUGGCUCUUGUGGAGCGCUGACUCCUGCUGGCAAUGUUGACCCGACUACCACAAACAACGGCUCCAGUGCUUCUGUAAUAGUGAACCCACAGUGGCAGCACGAGUACAAGAAAGGAGAGAAAGGCACUAGAGUCUAUGCUCAGACACUUUGUGUCCCAUGCUCCAAGCUGUGGCACAAGGGACGUUACUGCCAGCUGUGUUGCCGCUGCUUCAACAACCGCCCGGAGGAGGAGCCGGGGCUCAUCUGCUGCUCCGUCUGCCAGAAGUGGAUGCACGCUGAGUGCUGUAAUGUAGUGCCCCGUGAAGCGAGCCGCAUCACGAGUUUCCUGUGCGAGAUGUGCCAGGAGAAAGGCCAUGCGGGACGUGCCCGCUCCCCGUCGCUCGUCAAGAUUCCCCACCCGGGACAGCCAUCCUCGGGGCCGGCCCUCUUGCUGGCAGCACCUCUGCGAGCCUGCUGAUAGGUAGAGGACAGUGUCGUAUCUCCUAGAGGCACUAGUUUACCUGAAUGUGGAGUGCCACGGCAUCCAUCUGUAUGACCAGGUCUUUGUAUCUUGCCAUGAGAUGCUACGCUGUAGCGAAUGUCACUUUCUUUUUUGUUGUGUGUGCAGAACAAGUGUACUGCCAUCUGAUUUAAGAAAAUGCCUACAAGCUUUAGCCCAGUUUUCUCAUCUGUUCUGUAAAAUGUUUUUUCUAUAAGAGUGCUAGCCACUGCCCAUCCUGUACUCAAAUUCUGGUCAGUUCUGAACUGUAUGAUUACUUAUCUCUGCAAGAGUGAUUAUUGCUGAGGAUUAUAAUUUUUCACUGUUGAGCAGUAUUUUUUAGUGUCCAAUGCUGGAAAGGUGACUGAAUUUAGAAUGUAAAGUUGGAGUUGUACAUCACUCGAAUGUAAACUCCAGAUGAUUUUGAACAAGUUUCUGUGGUAAUUAUAUGUUAAUGUGUAGCACCUUUUGAAAGCAGAGAGAGAGAGAGAGAGAGAGAGAGAGAGAGAGCUGUGUGUGUGUGUGUGUGUGUGUGUGUGAGAGAGAGAGAGAGAGAGAGAGAGAGAGAGAAUGCAUGCAUACAUGUGUGUGCACAGGUGCAAAGGGAAAGUACAGAGCCUAUACUGUUAUCUGCAGACUUAGAACUUAAUAUAAAUUUAGUAUGUUUAUCUUUCAUGAUAUAAUGAAUUGAUAUGUGAAUUGAGUUAAUGUGUGUUGUUUAUACGUUAUUAAAUUUUGAUAUGAAGUCUGAAUCACAUUUAUAUUGCUUAGCCAAUCUCAUGCUUUCUCUCAGUGGUAUGUCAGAAAUGUUUGGAUAGUGUAUAACUUUUAAAGCAAUUUUCAUUUCAGUUAUUGAAAUGUCCUAUUGUUCCUCUAUACAGAUUUUUAUCAUGCUCCUGCUGAGGGAAAUUCACCAAUAUUUACUACUGUAUAAAUUCUGUUAUUAAAAUAAGAAAU